AGUCCAGUAGCCACUCCCAUGGGACAGCCCCGGCUCUCGUGCACCAGGUCCGACAGUGGACGGCCCCACGGAGUUGGCGGCAACAGCUCCAAGGGUUUGAAGGUGCAGAGCGGGCAAACUUCUGGCGAGGGGGCCGGGGAAGGGGCUGAUCAGCACUUAGCAGCUACCCUCUGCCUCCGGACUGUCGCUGUUGUGCCAUUGAGGGGUUUGCUCCCGCCUCCCGACUUCUAUUGCCGCACACGGAACUUCGGCCUUGUGGGGUACAGCCGGGGAAGCCAAGGCCAAGGAGGUCGCCGGCUGCUGGGCGCCCUGCGCAUCACGGCGCACAAACGCGGCGGCUGUGUACGCUUCGGAGCUGACAGUCUAGGCUCCCGCCUUCUCUUCCGGCACCGGGUGCACCACGGCUGAGGCCCCGCCCUUUUGAGGAGUCGCAAGUUCCGGAAUCCGCCCACAACAGGCUUUUUUGUUCGCAGCUCGCCUCUCUCCCUUGCCUCACUUGUGUCCCGGUGCCGCCAAAUGUCGGUUACUCUGGGCUGCAGCAGCGAUCGGAGUCCAGAUGCAGGCAGCGCCUCUCCAUGAGACCGAUGAGUGGUGCGCAAACACACCAGACGCUACCUACAUGCGGGAGGGGCAGUGCGGAAGAGACAACAGAGGUGGCAUUUCACCAGAGAAGACGAAGCUGAACAAUACAGGACUUUGCAAGAAGAGCAAAGUGUUGUUUCCCUGAGGAACCCACUUCAGAAUCUAGUUGACCUCACUGGCUCCUACAAUUUAGUUUCUGCUUUGGAUGCUUAGUGCUUAGACUGCCUGAGAGUGAAAAACUGGAGGAAGACUGUUGAUUGUGGAACUAUUGACAAUGCAGUCACUGGAAUCAGUGACCUUCAGUGAUGUAGCUAUAGACUUUUCCAGGGAAGAGUGGGCCUUGCUGGACAAAACCCAGAGAAAGCUGUUCAGAGAUGUUAUGUUGGAGAAUAUAAAUCAUCUGGUCACUGUGGGGUAUAAGCUCUGCAAAUUGGAAGUAGUUUCCCAGUUGGAACAAGGAGAGAAACUGUGGAGAGAAAGAUCAGGAUUUCUCCAAAGACAGAGUACAGGCAGGGAAAAUGACCAUAAAAAGGAAGAAAUGAUAAUCAUGCAACAUAUCUGCAAGAAGGAGACUUCUACCAUCCAGUCAAAGCAGCAGAUUUCUUACACUGGAGAGGAUCACUUUGAAAAUAAUGAUUUAGGAGAUUUCAUUCUGUCUACAUUGACUUACAAGGGAAAGAAACCCUAUGAGGACAAACAAUUUCAAAAAAAUUUCAAUUACCAUUCAUUCAUUAGCCAACAUAAGCAAAUUCAUACUGGACAUAAGUCAUAUGACAGUCAUCUAUGUGGAAAAGUCUUCAGAGGUAAUUUUGUCCUUAGAGAACAUGAGAAAACACACACUGGAGAGAAGCCAUAUGGUUGCCAUCUACGAGGGAAAGACUUCACUGAUGGUUCUACCCACAGACAACUUGAGAGAACUCACACUGGGGAGAAAAAAUAUCUCUGUCAUGUAUGUGGGAAAGACUACACUCAUUGUUCUACACUCAGAAAACAUGAGAGAACACACACUGGAGAGAAACCAUAUGUCUGCCAUCUAUGUGGGAAAUCCUUCAGUCAGCUUGCUCACCUUAGACAACAUGAGAGAACUCACUCUGGGGUGAAACCAUAUGUCUGCCAUCUAUGUGGGCUAAACUACACUAAUAGUUCUACCCUCAGACAACAUGAAAGAACUCACACUGGAGAGAAACCAUAUGUGUGCUAUGUAUGCGGGAAAUCCUUCAGUCAACAUCAACACCUUAGGCUACAUGAGAGAACUCACACUGGAGAGAAACCAUAUGUCUGCCAUCUAUGUGAAAAAGACUUCACUGAUAUUUCUUCCCUCAAAAGACAUGAGAGAAAUCAUGCUGGAGAGAAACCAUAUGUCUGCCUUCUGUGUGGGAAAUCUUUCAGUCUUUGUGGUAACCUUAGGCAGCAUGAGAGAACUCACACUUUGGAGAAACCAUUUGUCUGUGAUGUUUGUGGAAAAUCCUUCAGUCAACGUAUUCACCUUAUACAACAUGAGAGAACUCACACUGGGGAGAAACCAUAUCUUUGCCAUCAAUGUGGGAAAGGCUUCACUGAUAGUUCUGCCCUCAGACAACAUGGGAGAAUUCACACUGGAGAAAAACCGUAUGCCUGCCCUCUGUGUGGGAAAUCAUUCAGUACAUGUGGUAGCCUUAGACAACAUGAGAGAACUCACACUGGUGAGAAGCCAUAUGUCUGCAAUGUUUGUGGAAAAUCCUUCAGUCAACAUAUUCACCUUACACAACAUGAGAGAAGUCACACUGGGGAGAAACCAUAUGUCUGCCACCUAUGUGGGAAAACCUUUAGAUAUAAUUCUUCCAUUAGGAAACAUCAAAGAACUCAUUAAAAAUGUGCAUUUGGAAGAGUCUUUAGCUACAGGUAUGAUCUUUUAAAAAAUGAAAGAACUUACACCUGAGUGUACUUCUCUGUCAAAGUAAUCAGUGUGUAAAUGCCUUUAUUUACAAUCUAUCCUUAAAUAACAUGAUUGCACUGUCCUGGGAGGAGCUCUAUGUCUGUAAUUACCGAUAGUAGAUUUCAUCUGAGCUCCAGCCUUCAUGUAUACAAGCACAGCCCAGAGUAAGAAUAGCUUCUAAACCAGGAAACUAGACAGAAAGGUCUUUACCAGGGGAAGGAAACACUAGGAGGACAAGAGAUAAUUUUUUUUAUGGAGUAUUCAAUGAAAAAAUGUAUGAAAAAUCCUUUACUUAGAGAGCAACAUGUUAUUGGUCUUGAUAUUCUUCUGUUUUAGUUCAUCUGAAUAUAUAUUUCUUUUGACCUUAAACACUGAAUACCAUGAAUAUUCAACCUUCUUUAAAAUUGAAUCAUAUACUAUAUAUAUUCUUUUGUAGCUGAUUUUUUUGAUCACCAUCUGUAAAUCAGGCUAUUCAGUGUGAGUUUAUGGAACAUUUUUAGGAGUGCUCCAUCAGAUGUAUUGUUCUUAUUUUAGAUAUUCAUUCUCCUAAUAGUUGACUUUUGUUUGUUACCAUGUUUUAGCUACUAUGAAAAAUACACUUUCUUUAAAAUUGCUAUGCUUGAGUUUCAUGGACCUAGAUACUCAUUAUUCUCAAGCAUGCAAAAGAUAGAUUGCUGGAUCAAAAAUAGGUACAUGUGACCAGAAGACUGUGUGAGGAUGGCAGAAUAGGGAGCUCCAAGACUCAAUUGUUCCACUACAAAAUCUAUUUAACAGACAGGAAAUAUCUAAAACAGCUAUUUUGGAUCUACAUAGGCCAGAAGAACACUGUACAGCAUCCAGGAAGAGCAGAAGGAAGUGGCUGACUAAUUUUAAUAAAGAACAGAAAAUUACUCUCCCCUAAAAGUGGCUACUGACACCCUUAUCCCACUCUUGCUAUGUUCCAUCAUGGGGCCCAACCCCUAGCUAGAUUUCUGGUGACAGAAGGGGACACAAAAAUCCUCUUCCCCAAGACCAAGGAAAUGCAUGGCAAAGAACUGAUUGCAGCUUUUGAUUGAUGACUUUGGAUUGCUGGAGCACAGUACUAAGGGUGACUACUCUCACAAACCACACUUACAAAGGUAAUGGUGGCAGCCAUUAUUUCAACACACUCUGGGAGGAAGAGGUGAGUUGAAGAAACUACCCUUCCUCAGGGCUGCAGGAGACAGUUAGAUGAAGGGAUACAUUUUCUGGGCAGGUCAAUAGAGCUCAGCUUUCAGAACAGUGAAGGAAGCUUUCAAUGCCCUUUCUGAUUCUCAAACCAGGACAUUUGGGACCUGGUCUGCACACCCUACAUGGGUCACUGGCCCUGUUACAGCAGAAAAGAUUGACAAGAAAGUCCUCCUUAAUGUGCCUCUCAACCCAGCUGCAAUAGGAGCUUGAGGCAGUGAAAGGCAUGUAAGAGCUAUAGAGCCAGAUAUUAUGAAUCAAUAGCUUGUGGACCUCAAAUACCUAGGAGCAGGAUGUCUGCCUUCUGGGAAACAGAGGGUACAAACUCCUGAAAACAGGAGAACUACAAAACAACUAACAAGUAAAGAACAGGACAAGACACAAUCACAGAAAGACAGGGAAAACCAUACACACUGCAUUCACUCUCUGGAGGCAUUCCUGAUAAGAGGACCAAUGCUCAUGAAAAUCUGUCUCAUUACCAACUGGUUACAAAAACAAGAAACAGACACCUCAGGGAAUAAAUACCAGAAUUAACAUAUUAAAAUAUGAAGUGUGCAACAAGAGUACAAGACAAACAGGAAAUGAUAUUCCAUCCAAAGGAAAAGGAUAAAAUUUCAGAAGCCAAUAAUGAAGAAGCCAGAAUGUGGACAUAACAAAUGAAACAUUUAAAAUGUUCUUAAAGUACUCAAGGAGAUGGAGGAAAAUACAAAGAAAGAACUAAAGGUUGCAGGAAAACAAUGAUUAGGCAAUAUGAAUAUCUUAGCAAAGAUACAGAUUUUGAAAGGAGCUAACCAAACAAAAGUACAGGAGCUGAAGAUGAUAAUGCAUAUAUUCCAGAAGGGUUUCAAUGGAAGACUAGCACUGGAAGAAGAAAGAAUCAGUGAACACAAAGACAAGGUAAUUGAAAUAAAUCAGGCAGAGGAGCAAGCAUAAGAAAAGAAUUAUAAAAUGUGACAAUUGCUUAACAGAUCAUGGAGACAACUUUAAGUGUAUCAAUGUAUGAAUCAUAGAAGUCCCAAAAGGAGAAAAAAGAAAGGGGCAGAAUUAAUAGUCAAAGAAGUAAUGAGAGAGAACUUCCUAAGUUGAGCAAAAGGCAUGAAUAUACACAUCCAAGACUCUCAGAGAAUACCAAUCAUGAGAGUCACAAUGAGAAAUACACACUCAUUUAGUGAUCAAUACAUUGUUGAAUGCAAAUGACAAAAAGAGACUUCUGAAAGCUUCAAGAAAAUGUCAAUGAGUUAUGACCAAGGGAAUCCAAAUAAGAUUGCUUGAUGAUCUCUCAUCAGGAAACAUGAAAGAAUGAAGAGAGUGAGCUGAAAUUCUUAAUGUGUUGAAAGAAAACAGUUGCCAACAAAGAACUGUCAGGAGAAACUUUCUUUCAAAAAGGAGGGAGAGAUUAAGACAUUUCCAAAUAAACCAAAGCUGAAGGUGUUCCUCACCAGUAGAGGUGUCCCACAAGCAGUGCUAAAGGGGGUUCUUCACAUGAGAAGGAAAAGAUACUAAGCAGUGGUAUUAACUGCCACAAAGAAAUGAAUACCUGUGAUAAAUUAAACAUUUGGGUAAGAAUAAUGCCAGAAUUGUGGUGCCAGUAUAUUUUUUUUGUUUGUAACUCCAUUUCUUACUUCCUACAUGUGCUAAAAUAUGAAUACAUAACAAGUAAUGAUAAAUCUAUGGGUUGCAAUAUACAAAGUACAAAGAUGUUCUAGUUUGUUCAUGCUGCCAGAAUGCA
Messenger RNA from Choloepus didactylus (southern two-toed sloth), 5432 nucleotides. RefSeq names its product zinc finger protein 596-like. Gene Ontology annotation, biological process: regulation of transcription by RNA polymerase II. Lineage: Eukaryota; Metazoa; Chordata; Mammalia; Pilosa; Megalonychidae. Gene Ontology annotation, molecular function: DNA-binding transcription factor activity, RNA polymerase II-specific; RNA polymerase II cis-regulatory region sequence-specific DNA binding. The coding region runs from base 857 to 2431 and encodes 524 amino acids. The record is from RefSeq and is a predicted model, not a curated record. The transcript is spliced from 7 exons.